CGAAAUAACGAAAAAUAUUUCAAAUCCAAAAUUUUUGAAUUUUUUGGCAAAUACCAAAAUAAAUUUAGCCGGCGAAAAAUAACCGUAAUUUUGGGAAAUAUUCUCCCGCUUUGUGGACAGCAAUCAGAUUACUAACAUACUACAUAUAAACAUACAUAGAUUGGUGGUGUUCCAUCACACUCAGUGCUGCCAGGAUGGCCGCCACUCGACAAUUGACUUUGGGCUGUGGAUUCGUUGUGCUGUUGCUUGCUGUUUGUCAACCAAAGGCAACGGAUGCACAGUUCUUCUAUCCUCAGCAACAGUUCUUCAACCCCCAGCAAAGGUUCGUGCAGCAACCGCAUCGCUUUACCCGCCAAGGCUCCGUUUCGCGCGCCAACAGCAACGCUUUUGAAAGGGAAUUCGAUCUUGGUCCAAUCGGUCUUGAGGAGGGUGUGACCAAUUCACGCGCUGUCACCCGACAAAAUGGCGGCCAACGUAACGGUGGUGUAACUAGCGUAGCCCAGAGCAAUGCCAUCAAUCGCGAACUGAAUCUGGGCGGACUAGACAUCGGCAGCACACUCACACGCACCCAGACACGCACCAAUGGCGCUGUGUCACGCGGCGUUGCUCAAGAAUUCAAUGUCGGUAACCUGGGAUUUGGUGGCUCAUUGUCGCGCGAUAAUCUACGCAGAGGUUUUGGUUUGGCACGUGACCCCAACGGUGGAACUGAUUUGAAUUUGGGUCCGCUAAGCUUGAACUUAGAUCGCCUUUCUCCACAGAAUAAUCAAGCGGCUUCAACUCAGGCGCAAGUGAAUGCACAGGGCCAAGGUGCACGUGCACGUGCCAAUAGCGACUCAAACCAGCAAUCUCGCCAGUUCGGUGGCUUGCGCAUCACCGAUACAUCUUCACGUUCGAACGCAUUCGGUCGCGUCAGAAAUGGACAAACUUCAGCUAAUACUGGCGGCUUUGCUGGUGGUGCUAACACUAUUGCCAAUUCAUUUGGUUUCCCUUUCUUACGUAGACGCCGUGGCGUUAAUCGUCGUGCGACAGCUGCAUUCACACAACAACGCUCCGCGCGGCCCAAACGACGCGCACAGUUUAUUCCCUUUGGAUAUCCAAACCAGGCUUUCCAACAGCAACAGCGGCGCCCACCUUAUCCCCAACCAGGUGCCUUCUUUUUUCCCAGUGAUAGCAAUGCCCAGUCUCAAGGCGUAGCCGAAAACAAAGGAGAUCGCUUUGAUCAGCAAGCCGGCUCCAACUCGCACUCAAAUCAACACGUAACCAAAGACGGCGCCUCGCAAGACAAUGGUGCCUCCGGUAUUGGCUCAAAUAUAGCCAAAGAUGGCUCGAGCGGUCAGGUGAGCUCUGCUAAUGCAAAUAAUCAAAAUAUGCAAACUAAGGACGGCAGUUCCAGUUCCAAUGACGCGCAAAGUCAGUCACUCAACUUUGAUUCCAACCAGCAGCAGGCAUCAUCGGCCAACGCUGGUACGACACACACUCGCAACAAAGAUGGCGAAAACAUUAGUUCGCAUGGCAACUCACAGUCAACGAACAACAAUCAAUUUGGCUCAUCGAGUAACACAGCCAACAGCAAAACGAAUGUUGUGCGUAAUGGUAAUUCAGAAAGCGUUACAGCCGAUUCAAACAGUCAGUCGAUCUUCCAGGGCGCCAACGGUCAGAAUGCUGGCGCUUCCACGAACUCCAAUGUAAAUUCACAACGUGGACCCGAUGGUUCAGUGAGCAACUCUGCGUCCAGUAAUGCCUCGGCUAGUAGCCAAGGUGGUGGUAAUACGAAUGCAUCAGCUUCCUCCUCGGCUGGUAGUGCUGGCAAUAAUGCGUUUACCAAUGCAAAUGCCAAUGCUGGUGGUUUCAAUAAUAACUUUGCUGGAUUCGGUGGUUUUGGUGGUUUUAACAAUUUCGGCGGUUUUGCUGGUAGGCCGCAAAAUAACAGACGUGCCCAAGGUGGAUGGUUCCGAUGAAACAGGGAAGUAAGAAACUGACAAAAGAGAGUUUGUUUCAAUUAUGCUGAACUUUUUUUAGAUUAUGAAUAAACUAAUUUAUAUGUAUGCAUGUAUGUUAAUGUUUUAUGUUGUUGCAUAUAAAGUUGUGAUUGUU
This is a messenger RNA of Rhagoletis zephyria (snowberry fruit fly), 2094 nucleotides long. RefSeq lists its product as uncharacterized. Lineage: Eukaryota; Metazoa; Arthropoda; Insecta; Diptera; Tephritidae. The record is from RefSeq and is a predicted model, not a curated record.